AGUUACAUUCCCCGCUGCCUUUUUACUGCUUUGCCUCAGCAGCUUUCCCCUGUCUCGUAAUCUCCUUCUAUCUGGCUUUCUCUUCUGUCCCUCUUCGUCACUGCUGCCUCUUCUCUGUCUAUUCUCUCCACUUUAAUCCUUUCAUUUUUAAGUAUUCACAUUCACCUGCUCCCCUCCCCUCUUCUCUGCAUCCUACCCACCUUCUUAUCUCUCUUCUACAAUUCCCUUUUUUUUUCUUAAUCUUUGCUUUCUUCACUGUUCUGUAAUAUAUCAUCCGUUCACUUUUUUUUUUUGGUGUUACAGUUUUCUCCCGUCUCUUACAUUUUCCUUCUCAUUUCUUUCUGAAAUCUAUUUUUACUCUUUUAUUUUUCUGAAGUUCUGACAAGUUCUCGCCUUUCCUAAUAUUCAACCUUUUGUGCUUUAUAUUUAUUUAACCUUCUUCUGUUUUUUUAGUUUUAUUACCUGAUUCUGUUUUUGUUUUUUUUUCCCCGCUACAAAGCUGCAUUCUGUGUCUCCUCAAAGACCACAUAUCCUGUUCUCCGGAGGGGCCACCUGCCUCCCCUCCACAAACUCCGGCACCAUAGCUCCCCCCAGCCGUGGGUCCCCCGUCCCUUGGCCCCAUUUGGCCUUGGGAGAAAGACCUUGGUGGCAGUGGCAAUUGGAGUAGUAAUGGUGCUAAUUUUGGUAAUCCUCAUUCCAGUGUUGGUCAACUCUGUGGGCUCCGAUGGCCACUAUGAGAUGUUGGGCACUUGCCGGAUGGUGUGUGACCCCUACCUUAGCAAAGCUGGGACAACAACCACAAGUAGCAGUAUUCGAGCCGGCACUGGAGCUGAACCUUUAAGCGACAGAGGACAACCAGCCCCAUCAACUUUAGUUCAAGGUCCUCAAGGAAAAGCUGGACGUCCGGGAAAGCCAGGACCUCCUGGAGAGCCUGGGCUACCUGGCCCACCAGGUCCUGUAGGUCCACCAGGAGAACGGGGAGAACCAGGAAAACCUGGACCACCAGGACUGCCAGGAGGUGGAGUGACUGGUGCCAUCAGUACUGCUACAUAUACCACAGUUCCACGUGUGGCCUUCUACGCUGGCUUGAAGAACCCCCACGAGGGCUAUGAGAUCCUCAAAUUUGACGAUGUGGUCACCAACCUUGGGAACAAUUAUGAUGCUGCAAGUGGACGGUUUAGCUGUACAGUACCAGGCACCUACUUCUUCACCUACCAUGUCCUGAUGAGAGGUGGGGACGGCACCAGCAUGUGGGCAGACCUCUGCAAAAACGGACAGGUUCGUGCCAGUGCCAUUGCCCAGGAUGCAGACCAGAAUUACGACUAUGCCAGUAACAGUGUGAUCCUCCACCUGGAUGCAGGAGAUGAAGUCUACAUUAAGCUAGACGGUGGUAAAGCUCAUGGGGGCAAUAACAACAAAUACAGUACCUUCUCUGGGUUCAUCAUUUACUCGGACUGAGAAGGCCCCUGUAAGGACAGUGCCCAGGCUCACCUUCACUGCCAGGAAGCAAGGAGCCCACCAGAGAAGCAUGGGCUGGCUACCUGGAACAUUUAUGUCCCCUACACCGCACCUUGUGUGCCUGGGGUUGUGUAGCUGCUUCCCCUUCUCUAUGAGUCCUUAUCUCUCUUGUGUCAUUGACUCACUCCUGCACCUUCUCCUAUGCUUCACUGUGUCUCUGCUCAAUAAGAACUUGCUACUGCCACCUUGUUUAAACUGCCCUCCCCCAUAAGCGCUAGUAUGUCCCAUUGGCAGGGCUCAUGUCACUUUACAGAACUCAAACCUAUACCUUUUCUUCUAAUGUUCAUCGUGAUCUGCUUUCCCAUGAUAUGUCCUUCAAAAGCUUACAGUUGAGACACUUAAUUUUCUCUUGCUAAUGAAACUAAAGACGUCAUUUGAACAUGACAUCUGUGACCUGACAUUGCUAAGAACUGAGUCUCAGACCAUGUAAAAAUUGAUCUGGUCCAAACAACAUGACCCUCUUCAACUAGGUGGAUCUUUAACAUAGUGCACGUAUUUCUUUGCAUUUCCCUGUUUUUUUGUGUUCUCCAGUCAUGAAUUAAUUUUUCUACCUGGCUUCAUCCUUGCAUACCCAGCAAAGCGUUAGCAUCUCUAAACAUUUAUUUUUCUAAUGAUCCUAAUCAUAUACCAAGGCUCAUGCACGAUUACCUCUGUAAAGACUGAUGCAUGUCUCUACUACACCUCAUCUUAAUACACCUCCACCAAACCCCCAUAUGAAUCUCACUGCCAAGCCUGCUUCAUGCUUAUGCAACAUUUCAUCCUUCUAAAUAUCUACCAUGACUUACGCAUAAACACCUCAGCCAACUGUAAUGCUUGUAUCCUUUUGCCUCAUUUUCAUCCUUCCACCCCAUGGCAUGCAUUUAUCUCCAUGUCGAACUUAUUGAAACGUAUCUGCUCAGCAUUAAUGCCUGUAGUACCUGCUAACAUGGUGGCUGCAUCAUAAAACAUAAACACUUGGGGGUAGAUUCAGAAAGAUCAGCGGAUCUUUCUGCUGGCGUAACGUAUGUCAUUUACGUUACGCCGUUUUUCA
Molecule: messenger RNA, 2548 nt
Organism: Rana temporaria (common frog)
Lineage: Eukaryota; Metazoa; Chordata; Amphibia; Anura; Ranidae
Gene: C1QL1
Product: complement C1q like 1
Exons: 2
Coding region: 670-1458 (262 amino acids)
Molecular function (GO): protein binding
Source: RefSeq, a predicted model, not a curated record